AUGGUGUGGAUUGGUAGCCUCUGGCCAGUGAAGAAUGUCACUGAGAGGUGAUUUGCUUGUUUGUACUUCUGACUGUUUCUCUACAUAUAGCAAUCACCCACCUACAGUCUGAAGUGGUAAAGUCUACAGAUUUUGCCAACUGGCUCCUCCUCCUCACUCUGCAUGAGCUGUUCUCAAAUAAUUGUUUUCCUUGUUCCUUUCCUACAAUAUCCGUGUUCAUUCCUACAUUGUUCGCAAUGGAAGGCUUGGUAAAAGACGUAUUCCCCAUCCUUUCAAUAUCUGUUUUUCAGCCAGGGAUCUGUGAGCAUCCUUGAAGGGCUCUGGGGGGGGGGGAGCCCCAAAAAUUGCAAUUGCAGGGAGGCUGCAAUUCUCUGCCAACUUAUUUGGGAGUGGGUCUUAGUGAAACCAAUUGGACUUCCUUCUGGAUGAAAAUGUACAGGAGCAGGAUGUCCAAGUUGUCAUCAUUUGUUCACAUGACCACAGGAGACUAGGGUUAGACACAUCACAGUUUACUUCACUUUAACCCACAUUUAAGAUUCUACCAAUUCAGCACUAAAGAAAGCUGCUUACUUCUUGAGGGAGAUUUACUGAUUGCUUAGACCUGCUUCUGCAACAUUGAGAAAAUAAUGCAGGAGUUUGGUUCCUACUCCUCUUUGACAAGCACCACAUAUUCAUGCACUGUUCUUGCAAUGACUCCUGUCACAGGGCCAGAUCAUCCAGUUUCUAAUCUGAAAAAAAACUUCGGGUUGUAUUCAAUCAAGUUAUCCCAUUAACAGAAGGAUUUCCACUUGUGCAGCAGACAUUCCCCUACUUCUAUCCCACCCCAUACACCCCUCAAGUAUGUUCUGAGAGUUCCCCCAACCCUCCAAAGCAGAUGGGGGGGCAACAGGUAGAGGAGGAGAAGGGGAAGUUCUAUUGCACUAGCAGAAGUUCUUGGAUUGAUGGGAAGACUUCAUUGGAUACAGUCCUACAUAUAGUGGAUCAAUAAGCUUCACUGAGUGCAUGACAUAAUGCUUUAUGUGUGGAAUGGAGAAAUGGAGCUUUGUGUUAGCACCGCAGUAUCAUACUGUACCAGAAAGUAAGGCAAUGCUGGCAUGGCAAAGAGCUGCAGUGUGGGCUCUUUCCAUGUGACUUGGGGCUCCUCACAUUCUCUGGUACAGAAAGAAUUCAGUAGCCCCUGUUCCGCAAGAAUAACAUCACAAGACUGAGCGAAAUCAGUUUUCUGAUUUAGAUGACCAGCUGGCAUGCCAUACAAAGUUACCCAGCUAGAAUUGCGUUGUGGAACUAUAAUUGUCCUAAUGUCCCUACUGAAAUUAUUUUCCUUUGAACUACCCAUGAAAACGAUUUUGCACAAUUGUCAUUCUUAUUACUCAUAAUGUCUUGUUUGUUAGGAUCACAUAGAAAAGUUCUGAUUUGUCCCAGAGGCACGUUCUGGUUGUAGCUGAUAUCCCAUUGUAUAAACGACCUUUUUAAGUCUAAUAUAAUAGGUUUUGUUUUGGGGGUGCUUUUUCUUUUCUUUUUUUUUCCUGUUGCUUGCAUGCCGUCUGAAAUACUUUCGGUCGCAUGAACAAUUUGUCUGGGACAAAGUCUUAUCUACAGAAAGUCUGAUUCAGCUUCAGAGACUUAAGACUACAUGGUCUUGUUGUGUUUGUUUCUUUUUUAAAAAAGAAUACAUAUGUGUAUGUGCGCCUUGUUAAAAAACAUUGCUGCCCCCAUCUAGGAACAAUACAACACUCACAUCAUUUCCUGAAAAACGUGUAGAGUUGGAAGGCAAUUAUCUACUUACCAAACAAGCUAAAACAACAGUUCCUGAUAUUCUUCUGAAAUAUUUCAACUUCCCAAGAAUCCGGAAAAAAUAG
Podarcis lilfordi (Lilford's wall lizard) is the source of this 1859-nucleotide messenger RNA. Lineage: Eukaryota; Metazoa; Chordata; Lepidosauria; Squamata; Lacertidae. The record is from the annotation of a GenBank genome assembly.